Messenger RNA from Sceloporus undulatus (fence lizard), 2072 nucleotides. RefSeq names its product RNA binding protein with serine rich domain 1 (gene RNPS1). The coding region runs from base 263 to 1186 and encodes 307 amino acids. The transcript has 8 exons. Gene Ontology annotation, cellular component: cytoplasm; nucleoplasm; ASAP complex. Gene Ontology annotation, molecular function: RNA binding. Gene Ontology annotation, biological process: mRNA splicing, via spliceosome. NCBI's taxonomy places the organism in Eukaryota, Metazoa, Chordata, Lepidosauria, Squamata, Phrynosomatidae. The record is from RefSeq and is a predicted model, not a curated record.
CGUAACCAUAGAAACGGCGGGUCGGGCUUCCCGCCCUUUUUGAGGAGUCUCUGACGUCAUCAGCGUGCGCAAGCUCACUCUGGCGCGGGCGUCCAUUGCGCAUCAUCAUAAGGCAGCGGCGGUUGGUUUUCUGAGAGGAUGCUGCUCUUUGGCGUUUAUUGCACUCGCUUUAGGGAUCGUUUCUCAGAAUCAAGGAGUUAGAAGUAAGCUUUCAGAUAAGUGAGGCCCCCGACAGUGCCACUUUUGGACUCGGAAGGGGAAAAUGGAGCUGUCAGGAAUGAAAAAGAAGAGUUUGCUAGGCAUCAAAGAAAAUAAUAAAAAGUCCAGCACUAGGGCUCCCUCUCCAACCAAGCGGAAGGACCGGAGCGAAGAAAAAUCCAAGGAUAGGUCGAAGGAGAAGCCAGCCACAAAAGAGUCGAGUGAGAAGGAUCGCGGGCGCGACAAAACUCGAAAAAGGCGCAGUGCUUCCACUGGCAGCAGUAGUACCAGGUCUCGGUCUAGUUCCACAUCCAGUUCGGGUUCAAGCUCCAGCACUGGCUCUAGCAGUGGGUCGAGUUCUUCUUCUGCAUCGAGCCGUUCUGGAAGCUCUAGCAGUUCUCGUAGCUCCAGUUCGAGCAGCUCUUCAGGCUCCCCAAGCCCUUCUAGACGCAGGCAUGACAACAGGAGACGAUCUCCUUCAAAGUCUAAGCCACCCAAAAGAGAUGAAAAGGAACGAAAGAGAAGGAGUCCAUCACCCAAACCCACCAAAGUACAUGUUGGGAGACUCACUAAAAACGUGACCAAGGACCACAUAAUGGAAAUAUUUUCUACUUAUGGAAAAAUAAAAAUGAUUGAUAUGCCGGUUGACAGGCUCAAUCCACACCUCUCCAAGGGUUAUGCAUAUGUUGAAUUUGAGAAUCCAGAUGAUGCAGAAAAGGCACUGAAACACAUGGAUGGAGGACAGAUAGAUGGUCAGGAGAUAACUGCCACAGCUGUUUUGGCUCCUUGGCCUAGGCUUCCUCCCAGACGCUUCUCUCCUCCUAGAAGGAUGUUACCUCCACCACCCAUGUGGCGUCGCUCACCACCUCGCAUGAGAAGAAGGUCCAGGUCUCCGAGGCGCAGGUCCCCAGUUCGCAGACGAUCAAGAUCCAGAUCUCCCGGCCGAAGGCGGCACCGCAGUCGCUCCAGUUCUAAUUCUUCCCGAUAAAAUACAGGACUUGUCAGCUGCUGCUGCUGCUGCUUCUUUUUUUAAAUUAAAGUGCAUCCAGAUUAAAAUUGUACCUUUAAAAAAUAAGAAAUGGGGGGGGGGAAUGAAAGCUGGGAAAGUGAAGACUUGCUAAGCCUGUUUGUCCUAAGGGGCAGUGAAUUAACAUCCUUGCAUUGACAAAAGUGGUUUCUUAAGGUAGCGGUUCUGUUGGGAGGCAUUAUUUCAGUGUGAAACUUAACUUCAUUUGUCCAUAGUCUGCUGUUUUUAAGACAGUUGAAGUUGAGACCAUUGGAAGUAAAAAAUGGAAUGUUGUAAGGAACAUGUUUAAAUCAUUUUCAGAGUGUCAAAAUGCCCUUUUUCUUCCCAGAGCUUGAAUUCAAAUUACUGGUUUACUUUUCACCAAAAGUGGGCUCCUCUCUAUAGAGUUACAAGGUGCUGAAUUGUCUGUGAUGGUGAAAAUACCUACAAAAUGUUGAAUAGAACACAGGGAGCAUGUAGACAUCUCAUAUCACUUGCAGCUCUUCACCCAAAUCAUCCCAAGAACUUGAAAAAGGUUUUCUUAGUUUUGGUACAUUGUCUGCAUCCCUCACUUCUUCCCGGAUGUAAAUACAUUUGCUUUUCAACAUGUGAAACAAAGUGGCAGAAAAGUGAUUUCCGUCGACCUUUUCUUUGGGGGGACGGUGGUUUGAGACAAACUGGAGUAACUAAAGUUUGGUUUGCUUAAAAGGCAAGAGAUUUGCAGCCUACUGUACAGUCAUUGCUAUAUGAUGUUUGGGGUUUUUUUUUUAUAACUUUGUAGCAUCUUGUAGUCAGGUUGCGUUUGUACCUUAGAACAGCAAAGUUAAAUAAACCAGUCUGGUUUUGAAUAAAUGUGCUCAUUCUGUCA